Molecule: messenger RNA, 590 nt
Organism: Leptonychotes weddellii (Weddell seal)
Lineage: Eukaryota; Metazoa; Chordata; Mammalia; Carnivora; Phocidae
Source: RefSeq, a predicted model, not a curated record
GUCCAAAAAUUUAUAGUUUUAAUUCUGCAAAUGAUUCUGGUGGUCCUGCUAAUCUGGAUAAAUCUAUUUUAAAAGUGGUAAUUAAUCACAAACUAGAGCAAAGAAUUAUUGGAGUGAUAAAUGAGCAUAAAAAGCAAAAUAAUGACAAGGGGGUGAUUUCUGGAAGACUUACUGCCAAAAAAUUACAGGAUUUAUACAUGGCUUUACAAGCAUUUUCAUUUAAGACCAAGGACAUUGAAGAUGCCAUGACUAACACACUCUUACAGGGAGGUGAUCUCCAUUCUGCCUUGGAUUGGCUCUGUUUAAAUCUUUCAGAUGAUGCACUUCCUGAAGGAUUCAGUCAAGAAUUUGAAGAACAGCAACCUAAAAGUAGGCCAAAAUUCCAGUCUCCUCAAACACCAGCCACUGUUUCACCUCCAUUGCAGCCUAAAACCAAAACACCAGAAGAUACUAAGAUUAAGCCAAAAAAGGAAGAGAAAAAUUUGGAAGUAAAUAUGAAAGAAUGGAUCUUGCGGUAUGCUGAACAGCAAAAUGAAGAAGAAAAGAGUGAGAAUUCUAAAAGUUUAGAAGAGGAGGAAAAAUUUGACCCU